AACAAAAAACAGAAUUAACAUUUCUAAUGGAAACUAAUAGCUGGCAAUGCGUAACUGCAUCCCCCCCAAAAAAAAGAAAAAAGAAGAAUUAAAAAAAAGAGCUUGCUGCAACAACAUACAGGGGAAGUUAUAACUUGCUGACACAGCUGAUUCUUAUCACUUGUACAGAGAAGCUUUGGCCAGUUUCAGUUUAAGACAUGCAUCGUUCUUCCUCCUUUCCUUCAAAAGCUGGUUUGGAAAACAUCAGUGGAAGAGGUGCUUAGUAAACAGACUAACUGAGUAAGAAAAUUGUGUCUGAUGAUGGAUGUGACCUCAUCUGGCUUCCCAAACUCUUCUGGAGACUUCUGGAGUAAUCCAAGUGAGCUGAUGAAAAAUUUUUCUUCGGAAACCCAAAACAUUACCAUCUGUCUUAUGAAUGAAGACUCCUUGUCUUUUACCAUAAUAGUUUCAUACUCCAUUAUCUUUGUCAUUGGAUUGGCUGGCAAUAGUAUAGCUUUGUUUGCUUUUUUGUGUGUUCAUUCCAAAAGGAAUUCUAUCCAGAUUUACUUGCUAAAUGUAGCCAUCGCAGACCUUCUGCUGAUCUUCUGCCUGCCCUUCCGGAUAUUAUAUCAUAUUAAUAAAAACACAUGGACAUUGGGACAGAUGUUCUGCAAGACUGUAGGAACCUUGUUUUAUAUGAACAUGUACAUCAGUAUAGUAUUGCUGGGACUAAUUAGUAUGGACCGCUAUGUGAAAAUCAAAAAGUCUAUUCGACGUCCUACAGUGUUAACAACCAAACGAAGCAUGUGUAUUUGUUGCAUAGUGUGGGCAAUUGCACUAACAGGAUUUAUAGUAAUAGUUGCCCAGCCUACUAAGAAGGAAGAACACAAUUCUAUUAUGUGCUUUCAUUACAGAGAUAAACAGCAAAAAAAAAUAGAAGCAAGUAUAAAUUAUAUUGUUGUAAUAAUCUUUUGGAUAGUUUUCUUUCUACUAAUACUUUCAUAUGUUAAAAUUGCUAAGAUCCUCCUGAAAAUUUCAAAGAAAAGAGCACAUUUCCCCAAUGCUGGAAAGUAUGCCAUCACGGCAAGGAAUUCCUUCAUUGUACUCAUCAUUUUUACCUUUUGUUUUGUUCCUUUUCAUGCAUUUCGAUUUGUCUACAUUACAUCACAACUGCAAAAUACAUCUUGUUUUUGGAAAGAGAUCAUUCACAAAUGUAAUGAGAUUAUGCUUAUAUUCUCAUCUUUUAACAGCUGCCUUGAUCCUAUUAUGUAUUUCCUAAUGUCCAGCAGUGUCCGUAAGACUGUACUCCAACUUAUUUGUAGAAGAAUUCACAGGGACUCAAACAUGACAGAAAGUACUUCAGAAAUGAAACCGGGACAAUCUACUCUAGAAGCAACGACCACCAUUACUCCCCAUUCAAGCUUUUUAAAAAAAAGGUCCCUGAUCUGAUCAUUUAAACAAAAGGAAGACAACAACUUAAUAAAAUCCCCUGAAGAACUAUUCAGUCAGUCUAAAUCACAAAUGUUUAAUGGACCAGACAGAGCAAUUUAAGAAGUGGCAUUACUGUCUCCUUCUCCCUUUCCCUUUGUUAAAAUAUGGAAGGUCCCGGAUCUCUUAACUGAAAAAUGAAACUUAACUUCUUGUAGUUUAAACACUUCAUUAAAACACUUCACUUCUCCUAGGAUUAAUUUUCAGCACUGGACUUUCAGGGACAAUUUUUCGACUCUGGACUCAAUUUGUGUGCGCAAAAAACUUCAUAGAUACAAACAUUAGGUGUACAUUAAGUAGUACUAUUCUUUACAUGUUUUUAGAAACCGGAGGAUAAACGUCAUACAUGCCACAUGCUUUUUUUCUGUUUGAUAUAAACCAACAUAACCCCUGUAUUUAAUAUUUGAUAAAUCUGUCUUUGAAGAAUAAUAUAUUUUAGAAGGCUUUAAAAAUCAGUUUCUUAGCUGUUUUUAUUGAACUAAUCCUUUCACAGCAAGAUAUUUAAUAAUCUAUUAUGAAUAUGACUCAGACAGGAGGUAAAAACCAUGAAGGCAUGACAAUGAAUCUAAACUCAAUGUCUUGAAUGUUUUAACUUAGGUAAAUAAUAAUAUUUAAGACAGCUUCUUAUACUUGGUUCCUUAAGGAUUAUGACAAUAAUGCACUGUAUAUAUAAUUUUUAGAAUGUAUAUCCAUCUCUUGGCUCAAGAUUGUAAGCUCUUUGGAGCAGAGAUCAUUUUUAUAUUCUGGUUCUGACUGGAUCUCCUAGGCAAUACCAUAAAACUAAUAAUACAAAAUAAAUACCUUCACACCUAGACACCUGGUAUACCUAGAGCUACUUUAUAGCCAUAAACAAACAGUCACGUGGUGUCCUUCCCUCCCCCACCAUGUUUUGAGCCAACAAGAAAUUGUGCCCUUCUUUCAGAAACCCUCAGAAAUGUUAAGAUGUAAAUUUCUACACUGAAUCAGAAAUAACCAAAACAAGUUAAAAAUGAAACUGUAAACAAAAUAAAAUUUUAGUUAACA
Molecule: messenger RNA, 2490 nt
Organism: Alligator mississippiensis (American alligator)
Lineage: Eukaryota; Metazoa; Chordata; Crocodylia; Alligatoridae
Gene: GPR34
Product: G protein-coupled receptor 34
Exons: 2
Coding region: 298-1428 (376 amino acids)
Biological process (GO): G protein-coupled receptor signaling pathway
Cellular component (GO): membrane
Molecular function (GO): G protein-coupled purinergic nucleotide receptor activity
Source: RefSeq, a predicted model, not a curated record